AUGUCUCACUCAAAGAUUCAAGUUCGUAUUCUUGAUCUAUACAAAAGAUAUUUAAAAGCUAUAAAGAAUCAUCCUGAAUCCUACCGCAACUAUGUUAGAGAUUCUUUUAAAGAUGGAGCCAAAAGAUACAAUAAGAAUGACUUUUUAACUGUUGAACAUCAACUUGUUCGUGGAGAACGAAAUUGCUUUUUUUAA
Molecule: messenger RNA, 195 nt
Organism: Strongyloides ratti
Lineage: Eukaryota; Metazoa; Nematoda; Chromadorea; Rhabditida; Strongyloididae
Product: Complex 1 LYR protein family-containing protein
Exons: 2
Coding region: 1-195 (64 amino acids)
Biological process (GO): mitochondrial respiratory chain complex II assembly
Source: RefSeq, a predicted model, not a curated record